This is a messenger RNA of Oryzias melastigma (Indian medaka), 6917 nucleotides long. RefSeq names its product CD109 molecule (gene cd109). Gene Ontology annotation, molecular function: endopeptidase inhibitor activity. NCBI's taxonomy places the organism in Eukaryota, Metazoa, Chordata, Actinopteri, Beloniformes, Adrianichthyidae. The record is from RefSeq and is a predicted model, not a curated record. The transcript is spliced from 33 exons. Gene Ontology annotation, cellular component: extracellular region. The coding region runs from base 472 to 4791 and encodes 1439 amino acids.
UAUUGUACUAAACAUUGUACUGACAUUGGGUUUAAAUAAUAAUAAAAAAAAUUACUUGGAUCAAGUGAAUUAGAAAUAUUAAUUUUAAUAAACCAACUUUAAUCAUUUUACUUUAGUGAUCAGCCUUUACUUUAAUUUUUGUUUGAUUUAAGACAAUUCAAUAAUAAAAAUUAUAUCAAUUGUUGGAUGGGUUCUUUGAGUAUACAAAAUAUCCUUAUUUUUUUCCUGUUAUACCUGUUUUUUUUUUGUUUUUUUGUUUUGUUUUUGUAAAGAUGAUCCCUAUGCGAGUGUAAAACUCGUAAAAGCCACCCUGUGGGCGAUUCCAGUAAACAAACACCAGUUCUGCAUCGGGUCAGAAAGAAUGAAAAAGAAAAGGAAGGGAGGUUACCUCCUGCCAAUAUAAAGCAGUCUCAGACAGCAUUCGCUUCCAGCAUCAAGAGUCAUUCUCUAAAGAGAGGAUCACUGAUACAAAUGGAGCUUUUUCAAGUCUGCGGAUUCUUCGUUUUCAUUGUCUUCACCGCGGCUCAGGACCCCACCGACAGACCCGAUCCUCGACCUUCUUACCUCCUGCUGGCUCCCCAAACCCUCCAAGCUGGAGUCCCAACCAGUUUGUCGGUCAGCAUUCUGGACAGAGAGCUGGUCAUUGUGUUAGCCCAGAUUUUUUAUGGCAAACAGCUCGUAGCGACAAACUCUACAACGGUUAAAGGAGGGUCAACCGGAAUGCUGACUUUACCGGCGAUUGAUGGCGACCCUAACAACAAAUACUCCUACGUCCUGGAGGUCAAAGGUUACGUGGGGAGAUCCUUACUGUUUUCAAACUCAACAAAGCUGUCCUUUGACCUGAAAGGCUGCACCACCUUCAUUCAGACUGACAAACUUAACUACCUUCCGGGACAAGUGGUAAAGAUUAGAGCAGUGUCCGUCCUCUCUAAUGGAAAGCCUGCGAACAGCUCGUUGAACGUCACGAUCACUGAUCCUCGUGGGAACUUUAUCCGGCAGUGGCAGAACCAGAAAAGCACUCUGGGUGUUGUGUCCACAGAGUUUGAGCUGUCUGAAAACCCUCCUCUGGGUGAGUGGACAAUCAUCACCCAAGUCAAAGGGGUACAAAGCACAAAGAAUUUCUUUGUGGCUCAUUAUGUUCUUCCUCGAUUUGCAGUUUCAAUCGAAGCUCCAGAAGUCUUCUAUCGUGGAGAUACUUUGAAAGGCUUCGUUACAGCAAAAUACUCGUACGGGAAGCCUGUUCAAGGGCAGCUGAACUUGACUUUUAUACAUCAUGUUCCUUUCGGUACGGAGGUUUACAGUGAGAGCAGAGAGAUUGAUGGAAUGGAAGAAUUCACUUUCGACUUUCCCUAUUAUUACCCAACGUCUUCUCAAAUGAUGUUCUCCAACGAGCAGAUGGAAUAUCUUAUGAUUGAAGUUCAAGUGACAGAGUUUCUGACAGGUUUGACUUACAACGACUCAAUGAAAGUUUCUUUGACAAACCAAAAAUACAAAAUUUUAUUUGAAGACGUUCCUAAAACACUGAAGCCCUCUGCAAACUUUACUGCAACGUUAAGAUUAUCGACGUAUAAUGACCAGCCACUGUCGCUGGAGGAUCAAAGGAAGACGGUGGAGGUGUCAGUGAUCCAGAGGAUGGAAACAUGGUGGUACAUGAGGAUGGACGCCAUGGAAGCAAACUCCACAGAACCUUCAGAGACGCUUCCGGAGGAGGUCCCGCCCAAAGACAUGGAGCUUCCUGUUCCUGCAGAUGGAGUCGUACCUCUAGACAUCCAGGUCAUGAAGGACACUGAGCUGCUUAUUAUUGACGUUUCCUUCGGUGACAGUCAGAAAACUCUCCAGCUCCAUCGAGGUUACGUUUCGCCCAGUAACUCCUUCCUGCAGAUUCAGAAACCCUCUAAACCAGCAGAGGUGGGGGAACCCCUUCGGCUAAUUAUUAACAGCAACUUUUACAUGACGGAUGUUCACUACUUGAUCAAGUCCAGAGGUCAGAUCGUUUCUGCCGGGACAACCUCAAGAAAUCUGACUCUGAUUCCAGAAGCGUCUUGGGGUCCUCUGGCGUGCAUCAUCGUUUACUGUGUGCAACCUGACGGAGAAGUUAUUAAUGAUGUGAUUCACGUGCCUAUUGCAAACGUUUUACAAAACAAGGUUUCUCUAAGCUGGAGCGGCUCUCCUAAGAAACCAGGUGAAGACGUCACCCUGAAGGUCUCAGUGGCAGAACCCGGCUGUCUGGUCGGGCUGCUGGUGGUUGAUAGAGCGGCUGAAACAGACGCCAUGAACGAGGAGAUGGUGCUGCAGGAAUUGAAGAAGUUUGAUAGUCCUAUGACUGAUGACAUCCCCAACAUGACACCGAUUGGAGAUCCAUUGUCUGUCUUUAAUACAUGUGAUCUCACAGUGAUGACGGAUGCCAGUUUGAACAUCUUCUGGCAGUUUUAUGAAAUCUACGAGAACGAAGACCCCGUACUGAAAAAUCAGGAGCCACACGAACGGAAGUACUUUCCAGAAACCUGGAUAUGGAUGGAUAUUAACACAGGAGAUUCAGACACAGUGAAGUUAGCUCUAACAGUUCCUGACAGCAUCACCAGUUGGACAGCCACUGCCUUUGUCAUGUCUAAACAUCUGGGUCUGGGGAUCACAGAGGAACCAGCUACACUCACAGUGUUCCAGGACUUUUUUCUGUCCUUGAAUCUGCCGCCGUUCGUCAUCAGAGGAGAGGACUUGGUGCUGGAGGUCAUUUUGUUCAACUACCUCCAACAUGACCAGGAGGUCAUGGUCAUUGUUGCCGACAGCGAGACCUUCGAGUUCAUUUCCCCCGACACCAUCAACCUCUCCAUGCCCAGUGUUCGUCGGGUUCAUGUGGCGAGUGGGAGCGCCGCCAACGUCCUCGUUCCCAUCAGGCCACUGGUUCUGGGAAAGAUUCCCAUCUCUGUGAAAGCCAUGUCGUCGGAGUCUUCUGACUUUGUCAGCACGACAGUCCUCGUCAAGGCCGAAGGACUCGAGCAGACGUUCUCCUCCUCCGUGUUACUGGAGCUUUCUGCCGGACAGAUGAGCCUCGCUAAAAACGUAGCGUUCACCUUUCCACCAGAUGUUGUUGAGGGCAGCGAGAGAGCCUCAGUCACUGCCAUCGGCGACAUACUCGGACCGUCCAUCAGCGGCCUGGAGUCGCUGAUCCAAAUGCCGUACGGCUGCGGGGAGCAGAACAUGAUCCACUUUGCACCAAACAUCUACGUCCUCCAGUAUCUGAUAUCGACUGGGCAGGACGACCCAGAAAUCACCAAGCGAGCCACAGACUACAUGAUGAGAGGGUACGAGCGGGAGCUGUCCUUUCAGAGAGCAGAUGGAUCCUUCAGCGCUUUUGGAGACAGCGAUGCAUCUGGAAGUACCUGGCUCUCUGCUUUCGUGCUGAGGUGCUUCCUUCAGGCGCAGAAAUUCAUCGUCGUUGACAGCAAUGUGCUCCUCCGUGUGGCGUCCUGGAUCUCGGCCCAGCAAGGGCCAGACGGCAGGUUUGAAGAGCCUGGCAGGGUGAUCCACACUGAGCUUCAGGGAGGGCUCGAUGGCUCCCUUUCCCUCACGGCCUACGUGCUCAUUGCUUUGCUGGAGGCUGAUGCCAUCAGGACUCUGUAUGCGAAUGAGGUGUCUUCAGCCCUGCUCUACCUGGAGACGCGCAUUGCCAUGAGCAGCGUGCCCAGCAACUACAGCCUCAGUCUGGUUACCUAUGCUCUGGCUCUGGCAGGUAGCUCCACAGCAGAGAACACGCUCGGCGAUCUGCUUGAAAGAUCUACUAUGAUAGAUGGUGUCCCAAUGUGGUCAUCUCCAAAUGUUGGUGUGUCACCAUCCUGGCAGCCUCGCUCUGCAGACAUUGAGAUAAUGUCCUACUUGCUAAUGUCCCUGCACAAGAUGAACCACAUUCCAGAGGGUCGAGGACUCAUGAGGUGGCUCAGCCAGCAGAGAAAUUCCAUGGGGGGUUAUGGAAGCACUCAGGAUACAAUUGUGGCUCUGCAAGCCUUGUCUAUCUUUGCUGCUAUGGCGGGAUCUCAGCCCUCUGAUUUGAACAUCAGGGUGACCAGCGUCAACUUGGGCAGGGUCGCCACCUUCUACAUCAACCAAGAAAACUACCUGAUCCAUCAGAUGCAGCAGAUUGAGCCAGAACAGGAGCUAAACCUACAGGUGACAGCAGAGGGUCACGGACUUGCUUUGCUGCAGCUAAAUGUGUUUUACAACAUCAGGAACGAAAGACUGACGAGACGGAGACGGGACGCGGACAGUCACGAAGCUUUUAAUAUGUACAUUGAACUGAUAGACAUGAACAUGGACUUGGCACAGCUGGUAAUCUGCAGCAGUCUGUCCGCCGCGGUCGGCCUGAACGCCACAGGGAUGGCCAUCAUAGAGGUGGGUCUGCUGAGCGGCUUCACUCUGCAGGAACCUGGAGUCUCUCUGAAUGACGUAGUGAAAAAGGUGGAGGUGCAGCCUGGGAAAGUCAUCUUGUAUCUGGACUCUGUGACAACGGAGGAGAUGUGUCUGUUCAUUCCGCUGGUGGUGGAGUAUAAAGUUGCCAAAGUCCAAGAAGCAGCCGUUAUCCUCUAUGAUUAUUAUGAACCACGGCGGAGGACUGAAAGGAUGUACACCUCAGAGUGGAGGAACAGCAUGUCGACCUGCUCCUUCUGUGGAGAAGACUGCAGUCAGUGUCUAGCAGCCGACGACGACAACACCGUCAUGUCCCGUGGCAGUCGUCCACUCUCACUGAUCUGUUUACCGUUUAUUCCACUCCUGAUGUUUAUUCUUGUUGCUAUGUGAACUUAUUUAUUAGCUCAUUUUAGUUUUUGAUUCAUAUUUCAAUAGGAUUACAGAUGUUUAAUGUAGUGUCUUUACAUUGAUUCAAUAAACAUAUAUACAUAGUUACAGGCAUCUUCUGUGAAACUAAUGUGUAUUUUGGAUUUAAAAAAAUACAAAUUUGUGUCUAUUUUUGGACCAAAUGGUAAUUUUAAAGUUAUAAGAGAAAUAUUAAUUUACUCUGUUCAGUAAUGUUGCUUGGUAUUUUUCGCUUUUUUUACCUGUUGUCUAAAAAAUAAAUGUCUGCCAAUAUGAUGAUGGAAACCACAACCAGGUUACAGAUGGACCGAAGUUGUUUCUUUGUGUUGAUGGAAGAACUUGUUGAUGUUCAAAAGUGACCCAGACAUAAACUCUAAGUUGUAAAGUGAAUUCUUCACUUUGAAGCAGCACAGAUCUAAGUGCACGAACCUGAUAAAUAACAUUUCAAACUGUAAAAUUAAAGGGUGUUUAAGCUUUGAAGUCUGUUUUAAGGCAGCUGGAGAGCCGAGACAUGUGGCGGAGCCAGAUCUUAAACCUCUGGCUUUUUCCAGCCUCGCAUACUGUAUGUGGAGCUCGAUUCUAGCCGACCUGUUCGGGAAACAGUCCACACAUGCCACAGGUAAAGCUAGGAUUCUUAAGAAUUUGUAGAAACAUCUGCCGAAAAAAUGUCUGUUGAAAGGGGCUCAUUUUUAUCGUUAAUUUAGUUAAGAAACCAUUAAGUCAAUUUCUAACUUAUAGUAAUUCAUGCAUUUUGUAUUGUUGCAGAAAUUUAAUUGUAGAUCCUGUUAAUAUAAAUAAUCUACAUUUUCUGUCAUCAAGUUUUACUUAUAAAUUCCCAGCAAAAUAAAGAGACGAUUGUAAUUUUUAAGAAAAUAAAACAAAAUAAGUUACUGAGAAAAGUAAAAUGAUUGAGUAAAUGUGACUUUCCUGCAUGGUAAAGUUUGGAUUAGUAGAUGAAAACCACUCUGUUGGGGCAACUCACUCAUUAUCUAUCACCAAGACACUAUAUCAGAUCUUGACAAGGAGUAAACAAGCCUGCAGAGGCUAAAUAUUUCUUCCAAACACUCCCCUCUCAUUGCUUCAGUGUCUCUUCUCCACAUGUUUCGUCAGCACAUGCACUGCAGAGCCCCCUUCACAUCAAACGACUAUAGCAGGGCCGCACAGGCCUGGAGCCAGCAUAUCACAGAAAGCUCUUUUGGACACAGCGGACAGGUCAUUUGACUCAGCAGCUGCAGCUGGAAGCAGAGAUGUUUCCAUUAGAAGAACAUGUGACGAUAAGCUGACAAGCCUGUCGGGAGAGGGUUGCUGUUCCCAAUCAGAAAAAUCAAUGCAUAUGGUAACAGUCAGAAUAAUUUCACACAGAGCUGCCUGCUGUAUGAAUCCAAUAUAUUCUGGGAAAGAAAGGUGUGUGCCAAGGUGCAUAUUUAUGUUGUUAGACAAUUACAUUCAUAUAUUUUAAAUCUUUAACCCCCAAAAAUGCUAAAAUAAAUAAAUAAAUACAUUUUCAGUAAAUUUGUGAUUUUCUCCCCAUUGUGAAUCAAAGCUGUUCGUCUGUAGCAGACCAAAUAAAGGGGUUGCUCAGUUUUUUGUUUUUUUUUUGUUCAUCUAGUACAGGAGUCUGCAACCUGUGGCUUCGGAGCCACAUGCAGCACUUCCACUCUGGCUCUCAUGGUUAAAGAAAAAUAAAAAAUAUUUUCUGUUUUAAAUUCAAAUAGUGGUGCAGCCAAAUCAAAGUCGUACUAAAAUAUUUUGACAGAUUUUUGAGAGCCGUGUACCACCAAAAAUCAGUGGGAGAGUAGAAAAGUUACAUUACCUGUGAUAAUGCUAGUGUGAAUGCUUUUUGUUGAAUGUGGUUGCAAAAGAUGCUGAAGAAAUGUAUUUUAUUUGCUGAAUAAUGUAAUGAACGUGAUGUACGUUUUGAUACCAAACCAUAAUUUGCAGAUAGUGCACAAAGAAUUUGAAGAAUUUCAUGAAAGAAGUCGCAACGCCUCUUAAACAUUACCUUAAGUCUAAAUUUGCUUAAAAAAAAGUCUCAGUAGAUGCUAACUUUGCCAAAAAAGCUAUCGCAUUGCAAAAUUGUGGCUUAUCUCAGAAUUAGCCAAAAAAAAAAA